This is a messenger RNA of Cyprinus carpio (common carp), 3176 nucleotides long. RefSeq names its product F-actin-uncapping protein LRRC16A-like. NCBI's taxonomy places the organism in Eukaryota, Metazoa, Chordata, Actinopteri, Cypriniformes, Cyprinidae. The record is from RefSeq and is a predicted model, not a curated record. The transcript has 34 exons.
AAAGUGGUGUGUUCUGCAGUGCAGCAGAGAGACAGACAGUGAGUCAGACAGACAGGUAUGAGGUGAGGGUGGGGUCUGUUCCGCUCGCGCUACAGCGUUCAUUCACGCCUCUGGAGCUAGUCCUGUGUUUCUGGAGCUUGUCCUGUGUUUCUGGAGCUUGUCCUGUGUUUCUGGAGCUUGUCGUGUGUUUCUGGAACUAGUUGAAGGUGUAAGUGCGGCUCAUGAGGAUUCUCCUGGAGUUUUCUCCAUCAGGUCCGGCAGCGAAGAUGAGCGCAGAAGACUUGGACAUUCCUCAGGAUCUGCUGGAGAGUGUUCAGGAUGCCGUCGGGCAGCAGAUGAAGCUGUGUGUCCUUAAGAAAGUGAACCUGGAGGUUAAAGGUGACAAACUGGAGAACAGAAUCCUGGCUCUCGCUCCUCAUCGAGUGUUUCUUCUGAGUGCACGAGUCCCUGCUAAAGUGGAUCAGUCCUUCAGUGUCUUUGACAUUCAGAGCAUCAGCAGCGUCAAACAGAAACAGUUGCUGGUGGACUAUGACAGAGGGCAGCUCUCUCUGAGACUCACGUCUGAUCAGGACGCUGAUGAUUUUAUUGCACAUAUAGGAACAAAUGUUCAGGAGAUUUGUCCAGGACUCAACCCACUGAGGGUGAUAAAGAAGCUCUUGUUAAAGCCAGUGGAGAGAAUCACCAGUUUACAGACACUCUGGGAAAAUCACACUCCAGCAGAAGCAGGACCAUGUGGUGGUUUCUCGCGGCUCUACUGGUGUGUGUGUGAUCAGAUGAACGUUCCCUACAGAGAAGAGGUGCAGUGGGACGUGGACACCAUCUACCUGUCCCAGGACACACGGGAGCUCUGCCUGCAGGACUUCAUACACCUGGACAACAGGGAUCUGCUGGCCAUCACUGCUGCUCUGGAGUUCAACCAGUGGUUCAUCAAGCUCUCCAUCAAGGACUUUAAACUGAGUGCAGAUCUGUGCGAUCAGAUACUGAGAGUUGUGUCUCGAUCCACCAAACUGGAGGAACUGACGCUGGACAACACCGGACUCAAGAGUGAUUUUGCCCAGAAGUUUGCUGCUGCACUGAGUCAGAAUCCAAACUCAGUGUUACACACGAUCAGUCUGGCCAACAACUGCCUUGAAGACAAAGGUGCUGCGGUUCUGAGCUCUGCGCUGUCUAUAAUAACUGGUGUGAUGAAGCUGGUUGUUUUGUAGAAGUCACUGUCCGCUAAAGGUGUGAGUGUUCUGGCUCAGUGUUUUGGUUCCACAUCCCUCACACACCUGAACCUGUCUGGAAAUAACCUCAGAGGAGACGACAUACCUCACCUGUGGAGUUUCCUGUCUCAGUCCAACCAUCUGCACACACUCGACCUGUCCAACAGUGAAUGUUCCCUCGACCUGGUGUGUGCGUCACUGCUGCGCGGUUCCCUCAAACACCUGACCGUUCUCAACCUGGCCAGAAGUGUCUUUGUUCUGAGGAAAGGGAAGGGGUUUCCGUCCUCCUUCAAGCAGUUCUUCAGCAGCGCUUUGUCUCUCCAGAACAUCUGUCUGUCUGGAACCAAACUACCUGCUGAAGGACUCAAAGCUCUGCUCCUGGGUCUGGCCUGUAACACUAACCUGCGAGAUGUUUCUCUGGACAUCAGCGGCUGUGAGUUGCGCUCAGCAGGCUCUCAGAUUCUGGAAGGCUGUAUCGCUGAGAUCCCCAACAUCACCAGCCUGGACAUAUCAGACAAUGGACUGGACUCAGAUCUGUCCACGCUGCUCGUGUGGCUCAGGAAGAACCGCUCCAUCAAACACUUGUCCAUCGGCAGAAACUUCAGCAACAUCAAAACCAAAAAUCUCGGGCAGGUUCUGGUCUCUCUGGUCCAUAUGAUUCAGGAAGAAGAUUCUCCGCUGGCGUCUCUGUCUCUGGCGGACUCACGACUGAAGGCGGAUCUGUCAAUGGUGCUGAACGCACUGGGAGGAAACAGCAGUCUGACCCAUCUGGACAUCAGCGGGAACAGCAUGGGCGACUUUGGGGCGAAGAUGCUGGCCAAAGCCCUGCAGAUCAACACCAAACUCAGGACGGUGAUCUGGGAUCGUAACUGUGUCAGCGCUCAGGGCCUGCAAGAUGUGGCUGCUGCUCUGGAGAAAAAUUACACCAUCAGAUUCAUGCCGGUUCCCAUCACAGACGCGGCACAAGCUCUGAAGAACAACUCUGAGAAAACUGAAGAUGCCCUGAUGAAGAUGGAGCAGUAUCUGCUGCGUAACCACGAGAGCAGGCGAUACCUGCAGGAGCAGGCGUUCAGACUGCACCAGGGCCUCGUCACCAGCACAACACAACAGGUGAUAGGGCAGGUGUGUGUGCAGGUCCAGGAUCAGCUGAAUUCUCUGCGCUUCAGUACGAGUGACAGAGUUCUACAGGACAUGAAGACGGCCGAGAACCUGAUGAGAGACGCCAAGACCUCCACAACAGUGAGAGACACCUGCUGUGCAGCCUGUAACACCUGCACUCAACUGCUGCGCAGUCUGUAUCACCUGCGCUCAAGCGGCCGAGAGGUGGGCAGCAGUGACGGGUCAGCAGGUGUAUGUGUGCAGCAGGGUUUGCUGGUGUCCAUGUUGGAUACGGCUCAGAGCGUGUGUCCUCACAUCAUGCAGCAGGCGCGUUUGCGUGAAGAUCUUCUCAAACGACAGAUGGACAACAUGACACAACAACCAGAACAACAGCCACAGCGGACACAGAAAGCCAAGAGGAAGAGCAUUCACAGUCGGAUGUUCAGACCCAUGUCCGCCGCAUUCGAGCUGGGCUUUGAUCUGUAUAAGGCAUUAGACGACGUCUGUAUGGACGAUCUGCUGCCUCCGCCCCUCUUCCCAACUACGCCCCCUCCACCGCCAGGGACCCCGCCCCCAGUGGAGGCGGAGCUACAGCAACCUCGGCCAGUAAGCUUCAGCGACCUGCCCAUAGAAGACACGCCCACUCUGCAGCACGUCACUAAAUACAGGCCGCGGCGGACGAAGAAAUCCAAACCCAGCAGAGCCGCUCCAAUCAGCAGAGCCGCUGCACAGGAAGUGGAAGUGGAUCAGCUGGACGAGGGUGUGCCGGAGUUCUUCUCCAGGAAGGUCACUAACGUCAGCGUGAGGUCCAGAGAGUCUCUUUCUGAGCGGCUUCUUCUGCAACAUCAAGCACCGCCCUUCUGCUACAACUGA